CAAUGUCGCCAUUAUUACCCCGGUCCCAUGCCUGCCGUUCAUCGUCAUCGUCAGCAACAACAAUGUCGCCAUUAUUACCCCGGUCCCCAGAAUAAUCAUCGUAUAUCCUCCACUGCCCAUAAAUAAACUCCUUCCCCUCGCUCCCUUUCCUCUUUCUCUGUUUUCUCGCCGAGCCGCGUUUAGAGAGGAGGGUCCAAGAGCUCCCUCCAGCGUUGGACAUUGAAGGAUUCUAGUCUUCGGCCAUGGCUUCAAAGAGGAUAUUGAAGGAAUUGAAGGAUCUCCAGAAAGAUCCUCCCACGUCUUGCAGCGCAGUUGAUGUUGUGAUUGAAUUCAACCGAUGGGAAAAAAAAAUGUUGCUUUUGGGAUGGUGGUCAACCUUGUGAUUGAAUUUGCUCAAAUGAAGAUUUUUCCCCAUUCUUUUCGCGUCGUUGAUCUUGUGACCGAAUUCAAGCGAUGGGCAAAAUCGUUUCUUUUGGGCAUAAUAUGUUUUUUAAUGUUACAUUAUCUUUUCAUGCAGUCAAUCUUGUGAUCAAGUUUUGUCAAUGGGAAAAACGUUUAUUUUCCCGAGGGUUGAUGGAGCCCUGUGAUGUGUAUUACGAAUUUAGGGGGCAAUUCUGUGAGUUACAUGGAAAUUUGAAUGAGGCAGUGGGAAGCUAUUUACAAGAUUUGCGAAGGCCAAAGUUUUCAUUGCAAGUCAUGAUUAUUUUCUAUGAUAUGAAGCUUCAGCGAUGCCAGGUUUUGGCUUUCAGUUUAAAGGAUGUAAACGGCGUGAGGAGAUUCUCUGUUCUUUGCAGACAAGCAAUGGAGAUAUUGGUGGGUGGUGCCAAGCUGGUUAUUUUGCCCAUUGCAUCUAUUGUAGCAUCAUCUCUAAUUUUGCAUACCAGUGGCACUACCAGCAGACUGUCGGCACCCCUUCAGAUCCUCCUUAGCAUUAAAUUCCUUACAUUUGAUGCCCCGCAAUGAUUUUUUUGGUGCAUAUUAGAUUAUUGUAUUGUAGCUCUAGGCGGAUCCUCUUCUUUGAGUUGUCCUUUCACAUUAGGCCUCCUUGGAAAUGAAUUCCUUCAUGCAUAUUGUGUAACUAAAUGCAUUCCUCUAAGAUUAAUGUUCCUUCCCGAUUCUA
This is a messenger RNA of Phoenix dactylifera (date palm), 1120 nucleotides long. The record is from RefSeq and is a predicted model, not a curated record. Lineage: Eukaryota; Viridiplantae; Streptophyta; Magnoliopsida; Arecales; Arecaceae.